Lates calcarifer (barramundi perch) is the source of this 958-nucleotide messenger RNA. It is a transcript of the gene inf2, whose product is annotated as inverted formin 2. The coding region runs from base 248 to 958 and encodes 236 amino acids. The transcript has 5 exons. Lineage: Eukaryota; Metazoa; Chordata; Actinopteri; Centropomidae. Gene Ontology annotation, molecular function: small GTPase binding; actin binding. The record is from RefSeq and is a predicted model, not a curated record. Gene Ontology annotation, biological process: actin cytoskeleton organization.
GUAAUACUGCGGUGUUGACUGUCACAAGUGAGUAAAAGCUCAGGGGCCGUAGCAAUUUGAAAGCUGUGCCAUCUCCACAUCGUACAGAGGUUUGACCUGCCACAAUUUCCACGGGUCCACGUUUCAUCUCCUGGCGGAAUAAAAUGCUGUCCGGAUGAUUGCACGGCGCCUAACCAUCUGAGACACACCAGAGGACGCAAAUCUCCAUGUGUAUAUUUAUGGAAUAAACCCAGUCCAUCCAGUCAUCAUGUCAGUGAGGUCAGAUGGGAAAAAGAAGUGGGCGGCGGUCAGGGAUCGCCUGGGCUCCUCGCAGGACUCCGACACCCAGCAGGAGGCCAACCUAGAGAGCGCCGACCCAGAGCUCUGCAUCAGGCUGCUCCAGGUCCCCACCGUGGUCAACUACUCUGGUCUGAAGCGGCGCCUAGAAGGCAGCGACCAGACGUGGAUGGUCCAGUUCCUGGAGCUGAGUGGGCUGGAUCUGCUCCUGGAGGCCCUGGACCGGCUCUCUGGGCGAGGAUGCUCUCGCAUCGCAGACGCCCUCCUCCAGCUCACCUGCGUCAGCUGCGUCCGGGCGGUCAUGAACUCCUCCGCGGGGAUCUACUUCAUCAUAGAAAACGAGGGAUACAUCCGGAAGCUCUCGCAAGCCUUGGAUACCUCCAACACCAUGGUGAAGAAGCAGGUGUUUGAGCUCCUGGCAGCCCUCAGCAUGUUCUCUGCAGAUGGACAUUGCCUGGCUCUGGAUGCCCUGGACCAUUACAAGGGCGUGAAGACCCAGCAGUAUCGCUUCAGUGUGAUCAUGAACGAGCUGCAGGCGACAGAUAACGUCCCGUACAUGGUCACACUCCUCAGCGUCAUCAACGCCCUCAUCUUCGGGACGGACGACCUCAGGCAGAGAGAUAAGAUGAGAAAGGAGUUUAUCGGGCUUCAGUUACUUGAUAUUCUGCCAAAACUAAGGUGA